Messenger RNA from Gryllus bimaculatus (two-spotted cricket), 1221 nucleotides. NCBI's taxonomy places the organism in Eukaryota, Metazoa, Arthropoda, Insecta, Orthoptera, Gryllidae. The record is from the annotation of a GenBank genome assembly.
AUGCGCAUGCGAACGCAGGUGGAGGAGCAGAUGAAGAAGACGAUCCGCGAGCAGGUGGAGAAGAGCUUCGAGGCGUACGCCAAGACGUCGCGCAAGUACUGGGUGGUGCACUGGCCGGGGCAGCUGGUCAUCUGCGUGUCGCAGAUCUACUGGACGGCCGACAUGCACCGCUGCCUCAACUCCACCAACCCCUUCGACUUGGAGGAGUACGGGCUGCAGCUGCAGGACAUCGUGACGCUGGUGCGGGGCGACCUGUCCAAGAUGAGCCGCAUCACCCUGGAGGCGCUGGUGGUGAUCGACGUGCACGCCAAGGACGUCACCUUGGACCUCAAGGAGAAGGGCAUCAACAGCGACAAGGACUUCGCGUACUACUGGGAGAAGGAGGACGCGUGGGUGCGGUGCACCAACGCGACGGUGCACUACUUCUACGAGUACCUGGGCAACUCGUCGCGGCUGGUGAUCACGCCGCUGACGGACCGCUGCUACCGCACGCUCAUCGGCGCCUACCACCUCAACCUGAACGGCGCGCCCGAGGGGCCCGCCGGCACCGGCAAGACGGAGACCACCAAGGAUCUGGCCAAGGCCAUCGCCGUGUGCUGCGUCGUCUUCAACUGCUCCGACGGCCUCGACUACAAGGCCAUGGGCAAGGUGCGCCAAACGGCAAUUGCAGCCUGGCUUCGGCUUCGGCACCCGUGGAUGUUCUUGGUCGAGUUCAAUCACAUCGAUAACAAUACGAUAUUUUUUAUUAAUUUCUUCAAGGGGCUGGCGUCGGCCGGCGCGUGGGCGUGCUUCGACGAGUUCAACCGCAUCGACCUGGAGGUGCUGAGCGUCAUCGCGCAGCAGAUCCUCUGCAUCAUCCAGGCGGUGCGCGCCAAGCUCAAGACGUUCGUCUUCGAAGGCACCGAAAUCAACCUGAACCCGGCCUGCUACGUGUGCAUCACCAUGAACCCCGGCUACGCAGGCCGCUCCGAGCUGCCGGACAACCUCAAGGCAAAUCUCUUCGCUACACACUGCAAUUCCUUUCCACACGUGCUGUUCCGCACGGUGGCCAUGAUGGUGCCCGACUACGCCAUGAUCGGCGAGAUCUCGCUGUACUCGUUCGGCUUCAUCGAGGCGCGAGUGCUGUCCGUGAAGAUCGUGACGGCCUACCGCCUGUGCUCGGAGCAGCUCUCCUCGCAGAACCACUACGACUACGGUGGGCCCCCUAGCUCCUUGCGGUAG